This is a messenger RNA of Owenia fusiformis, 312 nucleotides long. The record is from the annotation of a GenBank genome assembly. NCBI's taxonomy places the organism in Eukaryota, Metazoa, Annelida, Polychaeta, Sabellida, Oweniidae.
AAUUUACUCACUCCCUUAACAAAACAAAAUCACAAUUUACUCCCUCCCUUAACAAAACAAAAUCACAAUUUACUUGCUCCUUUAACAAAACUAAAUCACAAUUUACUUGCUCCCUUAACAAAACAAAAUCACAAUUUACUUGCUCCCUUAACAAAACUAAAUCACAAUUUACUCCCUCCCUUAACAAAACAAAAUCACAAUUUACUCCCUCCCCUUAACAAAACAAAAUCACAAUUUACUCGCUCCCUUAACAAAACUAAAUCACAAUUUACUCACUCCCUUAACAAAAUAAAAUCACAAUUUACUCCCUCC